Molecule: messenger RNA, 789 nt
Organism: Parnassius mnemosyne (clouded apollo)
Lineage: Eukaryota; Metazoa; Arthropoda; Insecta; Lepidoptera; Papilionidae
Source: the annotation of a GenBank genome assembly
AUGAUUGUAGAUCCAAACGGAAGCAGCGGAGCGGUGUUGGCUUCACCUUUAAAUUCAAAACUUUUAACGGCUAUGAAGAAUUUUUCAACUACUGUCUUUACCGGUGCACAUUCAACCAUCUCUAAAGGGGAUUACUUCUCAGUUGAAGGAGUACCGCUCGCGAGAAUGCCGAUAAGCUGGGCACCAGGGGAACCAGACAAUUACGAAAACAGCGAGGAAUGCCUGCUCCUUCACUCUAAUGGAGUGGUGGCUGACGUCAAAUGCUCAGAGGUUUUCCCCUUUAUAUGCUAUAAAAAAGGAAUAAAACCGACAGUUAUAUCCAACUGUGGCACUACUGAUAUUGAGUACACUCAUGAUUCUAGAACCGGUAGCUGUUACAAAUUCCACUACGUUGGCCGAACUUGGCCUCGUGCUUACAUGGCCUGUGCAUCGGAGGGCGGUUAUUUGGCCAUCAUUAACAGUCAUGCCGAAGCUGAAAUUCUAAAGGAGAUGUUUAAUAAGUAUCCCGAAGAUAAAAUAAUUGCGAGACACACGGACAAUGCUCACGUUGGAUUCUACGACUGGGGUGAACGUGGGGUUUGGAGUACAAUUCAUGGUCAAAGUCUCAAAGAAGCAGGAUUUGAAUCGUGGAGUCAUGGACAGCCAAAUAAUGCAACCUACGGUGAAUAUUGCGGGGCUAUAUACAAGAAUGAUGGGUUAUUUAAUGAUAUUUGGUGUGAUAACACUGCACCGUUCAUCUGUGAGAAGAAACCCGAGAGUCUUUUUUACUACGAUAAUGAUAAUAACUAA